This is a messenger RNA of Galleria mellonella (greater wax moth), 2579 nucleotides long. RefSeq lists its product as uncharacterized. The transcript is spliced from 12 exons. The record is from RefSeq and is a predicted model, not a curated record. Bases 123 to 2474 code for a protein of 783 amino acids. NCBI's taxonomy places the organism in Eukaryota, Metazoa, Arthropoda, Insecta, Lepidoptera, Pyralidae.
AUUCAGAAUCGUUAUCUUAUCACUUGAUUACCUACCAAAAAGAUAAUCGACUAGGGCGCGAUAGACUGAUGUGUGUACUGUAAUUGUUUUUACAAAAUAACUAAAUGUAAUGAAAAGAAAAAAUGAAGAAAUUGUUUCUUGCUUUUUUGUACAUUUACUAUGCUGAUAGUGUAGUAUUGCCAAGUGUACCAGAACAUUUAGUGCCAUGUUAUAGAGGAGGUGGCCUGCCCUUAGGGGCUCCACGGCGACUAGACGUGUUUGUGUCCCUACUCAAAAAAAUAGAGGUGGAUUCUAAACUUGAUACACGUCUUUUGUCUACUUCUUUACUUAGAAGCCUUCGAUUAGAUGGUAUUGAAGAAGGAGCCACUGCCAUCGAAACUGACUUCGUUCUUCCCUACAGAGCAUCUGCAUUCCAAUUUUACAAGUAUAAACUCCUUAUGGAUUUAUUUCUACCUACUCAGGAACUUUUAACUGUAGACGACAUAUUAGAUUUGCCAGAGAAAUGUCUCAUGCAUAAGAUGUUAAGUACAACUGUGCGGAGAUGGGAACGAGGGGAUGAAAAUAUCGUUUGCCCUUUGAUUGCGCAGCAGAGGCAAACUAUGAGCACACAGAGUUCUACCAGAAUCAACAGCCGUUGUCCAAUAGAAGAGGGCGUUAUUCAAACAAACUGGGGUCCUAUCACUCCCGGUACGAUCGUAUCAGCUGUAGCGGCAUCCUUGGAAUCUCAAAGGGUUCCUCUCACUGAUAUCCUCAAUCAAAACGUAUACAGGGACGGCAUAUCUGAACCACUGAUGGCAGCAGCGAGACAAGAAUGGUAUAAUGAAAUAGAGACGUUCAAUGCAAACGAGCAGGAAGAAACGCCAGAAGUAGAUAUUAGCAACUUAUGGGUUGCUACGCUUGCAGGUGACUUAGCUGAAGUUGUGGUUAAUCAGGGUCCAAGGUACGGUCCGUCGCCACAGAAUCUCGUCGUGGGCACUAACAAUAGGUGGAAUGACACGCUUCUGCCUAGAGACCAUUAUUUAUUACCACAAAAUAUUACUGUGGAUUGGCAAAUCACUGACGCUGAAAUAUUAGGUGGUAUAGAUGGUCUAAUCCUUGCUUAUUACUUACCUACAUGGCUGGCGGAGCGGCGAACUUUGAGACUUUCGCAAGUGUUAGAAAUGUAUUACUCCGACGAAGGGGUUUCUUUUAAUACUAAUGUACGCGCAUGCGCCAGGCAAACUUUAUUCAAAAGUAUGUUCAACACGUCUCAAAUUCUAACGGAAACAUCGCGGUUGGCUCGAGUUUUGUCAUUAACACAGGUCUCAGCCUAUGUUCCUACCGAAGAAAUGGAUAGAAUAAGCAAAGCAGUUGUUACUGCCUUUGAAAACUAUCUCCCAACUGUACUAAGUAAAUAUCAUACAGACUGCCAAAGCAGUGCGAACGUUCCAGUAAUGGAUUUAAUAGUAGCCACUGAUGGGUCAUGGAAAGGCUAUGAAGUGGAACAGUUUAUGUCAUGGUUAGGAGGCGCUCUAGAAAUAAACAUGCAGAGAAGUACCUUGGCUCUGUUGCACGGUAAUACGGGCCAGUGGAUAGUGCCAUCGUCCAAUAACUUGACCACUGUCUUUUCGCACAUCGCUAAUUUUACUGAUGAAUGGCCGAAUCGCUUAAACAUUCGAAACAUCUUAUCAAAUAUUAUCGAAUAUUCUCGCAACAAGACUCUCUUGAAUGUGGAAGCUAAAGCUAGUGCGGCCCCUAGCACCGUGGUCCUCAUCGUGAGUCCCAGCGACCAGCCUUCCUCCGCUGAGCUAGAUCGCGCCACCUCACUCAUGAACUCUCUGAGAGCUAGCUUCUUCGAUGUGUAUUUUGUAUAUGCAUCUCAGAACCUCGAAGGAUUUCAGAAUAUAAACAGCGAAUACUUAGAUUAUUCAGAAUUAUUUUUGCAGCUGCCAUCAUCAAAUGUACAAGACGUCAUCAAAUCUGUCGAUACUAAUUUAGUUAAAAGUGAAAUUCCGACGAGCGUCAUAGGAGUUCAUUGUCCGUUCAAUGGGACAGUAUUUGAGCAAGUGGAAUAUGAGGAUUUUGUGCUGCCGAACCGAAUCAUGGCUUAUCGGAUACACCCUUUUUAUUUGAGAGAACAACAACUUAUUAGCAUUCAAUUUCGCAACAAUGGACAAGGAGAGUUAUUAGUUUGUACAUAUCGUGGAGCAGAAACGUCUCAUAGCUGCCAAACCUUGAAAGACAGAGAAUAUCACAUCUUCAACUUAACUACUCCGUGUACUACCACAAAUUAUUGCCUUCCAGCAUAUUUUACGGCCAGUGCCCGUUCGUCAUCAAACUUAUGUGCAAAUACCGAUUGCCGUCUUCCAAAUGAAGUAUCAUAUUAUAUAGUGCACAGCGGUCUAAGGUGUUUACCUCUACUUGGAAGAGCAGUUCGUUCCUCACCAAUUUGGAUUCCAAUAGCACUAUUAGUUGUAAUCUCAUUAUUACAGUGAAAUAUUCAUACUAGCCAUAUUAAAUAAUUUCUUAUUACAUAGUUAUGGUAAAAUUAAUGUAUAUUCUUUAUGGAGAUUAAAAUAUACUUUGGUUAUUUAUUUGUA